CUUUUUCAAGAAGAAACGGAUAAGGGCUGUCAGAUUCGGCUCAAUCACCCAGACACGUUACAGCAGUGUGGCUUCAACUCCUCUCUGCCUCUGGUGAUGAUAAUCCACGGGUGGUCGGUGGAUGGCUUUCUGGAAGACUGGAUCUGGCAGAUGGUUGCCGCACUGAAGUCUGGGCUGGCCCAGCCAGUGAACGUGGGGCUGGCGGACUGGCUCACCCUGGCCUACCACCACUACACCAUGGCUGUCCACAACACCCGCCUCGUGGGCCGCGAGGUGGCCGCUCUCAUCCGGUGGCUGGAGGAAUCUGUUCAAUUUUCUCGAAGCAAUGUACACCUAAUUGGGUACAGCCUGGGUGCACAUGUCGCAGGAUUCGCUGGCAGUUACAUCGGCGGAAAGCACAAGAUCGGGAGAAUUACAGGGCUGGAUGCCGCGGGCCCUCUGUUUGAGGGAUCUUCGCCCAGUGACCGUCUUUCACCAGAUGAUGCCAAUUUUGUGGACGCCAUUCACACCUUUACCCGGGAGCACAUGGGCCUGAGCGUGGGCAUCAAACAGCCCAUAGCACACUAUGACUUCUACCCCAAUGGGGGCUACUUCCAACCUGGCUGCCACUUCCUACAGCUCUACAAACACAUUAGCAAGCACGGCUUAAAUGCCAUCACUCAGACCAUAAAAUGCUCCCACGAGCGCUCAGUACACCUCUUCAUCGACUCCCUGCUGCACGCCAGCAUGCAGAGCACGGCAUACCAGUGCAGCGACAUGGGCACCUUCAGCCAGGGCCUGUGCCUGAGCUGCAAGAAGGGCCACUGCAACACGCUGGGCUACCACGUCCGCCAGGAGUGGCAGGGCAAGAAGAGCAAGAAGCUCUUCCUCGCGACGCGGGCCCAGUCCCCCUUCAAAGGUGAGUGUGGGUGGCCCAUGAGGCAGCCACUCUUCGGAAGGGUCAGAAGUUCCCCUGAGUCUUUUCCUGCGGCUACUUCAGGCUCUGCUCUUUCAGUGCUUCUAAAACCAAAGAUUCCAGAUGGUGAUGUGGACACGGCCUCUCUCUCGUGUCCACCUUGCUGCCAAGUGCUAGGAGGAGAAAACUUGAUACUUUCUGGAACAAUCCUUGGGUCAGCCUCUCUUCAUCCAUCCAUGUUCAUGGUGCCCUAGAAUGUUAGAUCCGGAAGGCCCUGAGCAGUUACUCUGACCACCCAGGUCUCACUGUGCAAGGACCUGGAGGUGUCUUCAAACCCCAACUAGAAGCAAGUGCUCUCAGCUCUGCUCACAGCCUCCGUGGGAAAAAAAAAAAAAAAAAAGAGCAAGGCUCCAGGCUAUGUUUAUAGCUUCUCAUUUCCUCUAAAGUUUGGAUCAGCCGAUCUUACAGGACAUUACUGCUCUACUGAGACCCUCCCAAGAUGAAGUUUGGCUUCUUCCAACUUUCACAAUCAGAUCCUUAACCUCAGGGCAGAAACCAAGCCCCGACCACUCUGGGUUGAACCAGAGGUCAGAGCCGUGGCCUCGUUUGGGGCUGGAGCCAGCAGAGAAAUGCUCCAGUGAAGCCAGAGUUGUGUCCUCCUUGAGUGAACAAGCUGACAUCUGUUGCUAUUAACAUUUCUGUCUAAUCCUUUAAACAGCUCAUGAGUGAUUUAGCGUCUUACUGUUUCACUGCACAUGCUCACCGGUGCCGGGAGGAGCUCGGCCCUGCACUGUUUGAUUAUUACCGUGCAGAAUAUUUGUAGCUGCAGAAGGUGAACACGCCAUCACCACCACUUUGCAUUUAUGUGUACCGCAUUUUAUACAAAACAUCAGAUGCAGCCGUCAACUCUUUGUGGUCCCCACAGCAGCCAAGCAAGGUCAGCAGGGCCGGUUAUGAUCUCAUUUUAAAGAGGAGGGAAGCACAGCUUGGGUGGAGUGACCCACCCACGGCCAUACAGCCUGGAAGGAGGCCAAGAGCCAGGUGCAUCCGACCCCCAGCCUCUAUUCCUUUUAUUAUCACACUAGCAAGUUCAAGUUCCCAGGCGAUUUAUUUUUUAGGCACAGGAUUCCUGUUUAUCUGAACUUCUGCUCUCUAGC
Molecule: messenger RNA, 2052 nt
Organism: Panthera uncia (snow leopard)
Lineage: Eukaryota; Metazoa; Chordata; Mammalia; Carnivora; Felidae
Product: hepatic triacylglycerol lipase-like
Exons: 5
Coding region: 97-1149 (350 amino acids)
Biological process (GO): lipid metabolic process
Molecular function (GO): triacylglycerol lipase activity; apolipoprotein binding
Source: RefSeq, a predicted model, not a curated record